AUGAUCAGGAAGGAAUCCUCUGCCGAUCGGCCUAAAGAGCGAGCCCUUGCCCCUGCAUUUGUCAUCUCUCUUUUUGAGUCCUAUUUCGUAUAUCGGGGACGGCACACAUGUGAGAAGGCUGAGUUCCACCACUGCAAGUAUGUUAUCAACUCGCGGAUAUCAAAUUGUCAGUAUAUAGCAUUUGAUCGGAACUGA
Molecule: messenger RNA, 195 nt
Organism: Pyricularia grisea
Lineage: Eukaryota; Fungi; Ascomycota; Sordariomycetes; Magnaporthales; Pyriculariaceae
Exons: 2
Coding region: 1-195 (64 amino acids)
Source: RefSeq, a predicted model, not a curated record